This is a messenger RNA of Megalobrama amblycephala (Wuchang bream), 3085 nucleotides long. It is a transcript of the gene cbln11, whose product is annotated as cerebellin 11. The record is from RefSeq and is a predicted model, not a curated record. Gene Ontology annotation, molecular function: protein binding. The transcript has 2 exons. The coding region runs from base 68 to 574 and encodes 168 amino acids. NCBI's taxonomy places the organism in Eukaryota, Metazoa, Chordata, Actinopteri, Cypriniformes, Xenocyprididae.
AUACAAAUAAGAAGCACGGUGACUGUAGAUCUUUGCUCCUCUCUUUAGCACCAGAGAAACAGUCGUAAUGGCUUUAUUUCAGAUCUUCUUAAUCUCGAUACUAAAUUCCUGCAUGGCACAGGAUGAGGAUAUUAUGACUCCUGCUCUGAAUAUCUACUCUGAGUUGAAAGAGCUUAAAGCAUCGCUUGAUGGACUGACAACGGAUCUGAACGCUGCUAAAAUUGAACUAGAAGAGCAGAAAAGCUUGAUUCAGGACCUGCAGAAACAGAUUAAGGGAGUCUUCACAGCACCUGUUAAAGGUGUUUAUUACUUCAGGUACUCAGGCUCCGCCUUUGCCUCCCAUGAUAUGGGUCUGAGCAUCUUUAAAGGCACGUCGCGAUUUGUGUCUUCAUACGAAUAUAAUUCUGGGGAGCGCAACGACCAAAUGUCCAAUGGAGCUGUGAUGGAGCUGGAUGUUGAAGAGGAGGUUCACGUGAGGCUGUGGGUCAGAUGCUGGAUCUUUGUGGAUCGACGGUACAACUAUUCCACUUUCACAGGCUACCUGCUUUACCCACAGGAUUCUGCUUCUGUAUAAUUUAAUCAGGGUUAAUUAUUUAGCAAAAUGUCAAAAAGAGUUGUUUAACAGUCCUGAAAAUAUAUCUCAUGUUUCUUCGAUGUGAAUGAAUGUUAUUAAAAGGUUACUAUUUCAUGUAUACAACCAAAAACAAGUGUUCCUCUAUUACUUAAAUUUCUCUACUACAGGACAUUAGUUGUCAUUCAGGCACAUCACUUGGCUAUUCAAAUAGGGACUUACCCUAGACAUUUCUUGUUUUAUAUAAAGUUAUUUAUAAUACAGACUAGCUGAACUUUUUCCAUUUUUUCCAAGCGAGUACAGUAGUGUCCAAAAGUGAUGUCUGAAGAGGAUAUUUGUUUUUAAUGGCCCCACAAGUUUAAUUAAAGCAUCAAAAUAUGUGGAAAAUAUUUUAGAUUUUUUAAAUAGUUUAAAUACAAAGGAAGAACAAAACACUAAACUUGGUUAAUGUUCUCUUUGUUUUGCAUAAUUAGGGGUUCAAGCACGUAGCACUGAAACUAUUUUAACUGUUAAAAUUUCCAAGGAUUAUCCUUCUCCCCUAAAAGUGAUCGGGCAGACCAAACCGUAAUUCAUAGAGACGUCUACAACGUCACCAAGGCUCACCCUUAUCGGCCCGACGGGGGCACAACAGCAGUAAAAGGUAUGGCAUCGCUCAUGACUCCUAAACCACUAGGCGUAGGCUCAAGUGUCUUAUAUCAUUGGAAUCCUCAAGAUGGACAAAAUGCAUGCAUAUAUAUUUAAUAAUAUUUGAGAAAAUUUUGUCAAUUUUCCUAUGCCAGACAUCACUAUUGGCCACUAUUGUACAUCCCUAGAUGGGAGGAUUUCUCAUAUUUAACUAACUCCCUAACAAAUUUGCCCCCCAAAAAUAGUUAAAGGGAUAGUUCACCCAAAAAAUGUAGCAAUUUAGUCCAAAUUUUCUGAAGAGAUUUUUAACACUGUAUGUGAUGAACCAAUUUAAUUUAGGCUUUUAUUCACAUAUAAACAUUGAUCAGCAAACAUAAACAGAAGCUCAACCAAAUAUGCUUGAGAACAAACGUUUUGUGGAAACUCAAACUUGCUGCAUAACACACUACAAUGAACCUCAUUGGUUCUCGCACGUCAAGCAAACAUGCUUGAGCUUCCGUUUACCACAACUGAUGUAUGAGUUGAUGAAUGUUUAUAUGUGCAUAAAAGCCUAAAUGCAGGUUUAGUCUAAAUUAGUUUUACGAUCUCUUUAUGAACUUUUUGAAGCAUUAAAGUGGUAGUUGCGUAGCUGUCUAUGAAGGGACAGAAAGCUCUCAGAUUUCAUCAAAAAAGAUCUUAAUUUAUGUUCUGAAGUUGAACGGAAGUCUUACUGGUUUGGAACGACAUGAGGGUGAGUAAUUAAUGACAGAAUUUUAAUUUCUGGAUAAACUAACCCUUUAAGUAAACCCACAAACACAAAACACCUGUCAAAUGAAUAUUCUGGAUUAAGUACAAACUAAGCUUGGUUGACUGUAUUUGUGACACACUGUUGAUUAAUUGAUAAAAUUGGCCCUCGAUUUGUAAAAAAUUUAGGACAUGUUGACAAUAAUACACUAUUUAACAUAAAUUUUCUUUGUCGUCCAAUCCCAAAAACACAUCUGAGAUUUCUUCUUAACAAACACUGAGAUUUUAAUUUGUUAAGUUAAAGACAAUGGUGCAUUUUUAUGAAUUAUACUGUAAUAUAUCACAAUAUUGAAGAAUGGAAAUAUUUUAUUUGAAUAAACAAAUAUAAAAUCUGGCAUAAAGCUUCAGAAUAUUUAAUAUUCAUAUUAUUAAAGUGAUCAGCAAAUUUGAUACCACUUUUUUUUCUUUCAUGGAAUGUAUCAUUGCAUAUGCAUAACUGUUUUGUUGUUGUUGUUGUUGUUUUUUCUUUGAAAAGCCCUAUUCGGACAAGAGUUUUAUAUGGGGAGUUGGUGUAAUGUCAUAAUAACCAAAGCUUCUCUAUGAGUUUAAUCCCGUCCAAACUGGCCAUGUCAGUAAUCUUUCCAGAAUCUCAAUGGACUGUAAAUUCCCUUGCUUUGCAGUAUUUUUAUAUACUGUAUACUGUGUAUACUGUGAUUUUCCCUGAUCAAAUUAUUUUUGAAAGUGUCUUUUGCACUAGUCGAAAUUCAGCUCCAUUCCUUCUUGUGGUUGUAUUAAAUAUGCCAUUUUUUUUUUUUUUUAUCUUGCCAUGUGGUGUUACUGUAUGAUGCAGUAACUAAAGACAUUGUGUAUCUUGUACAAAUUGAUGACAAAUGUUACUUACAAUAACAAUUCAACUAAUCCCAUCCAAAUAUGGAUAAAGACUCUCAAUCAACCAAGAGCCUGAUGUAAUGGAUCUGCUCUUCAUUCUCCAAUCUGCAUUGCUUGAUAUCUACACAAACAUCCUCGCGAUCUGAUGGACGUUGACUGUACGACUGGUUUGAUAUCAGGCCAUACUUACGGGACUCCAAUGAAUACACUUACACAUAGGCUGCUUUGAUUCAUGACUGUUUACUGCUGUUAAAUGAAAUAAAGCAUCCUCUUAAUGGC